AAAAUAAGUCACAAGGUCGAUUUAAAUGUAAAAUGUAAAUAGGUUUAAAAUUAAAAAGAUAUUGAAAAUUUUCAAUUAAAUCAAUAUUUCCUGUACCCAGUAGUAUUCAAAUAAUUAGUGUCCACAUUACCCUGAAUACAUAAAAUUCAAGCUGGUGCUAGCUAGAAUUAACUAUGGAUGACGUUAUCACUGUUUUAUCUUCUGAUGAUGAAAAUGAAAAAUCUCCAGCACGUCCUAAGAAGAGAUUGAACCCUAUUUUUCUCAAAAAUCUGGUUGAAAUAUCUGUUACAAAAGUUAAAGCACCUAAAAAAACCAAUAUUUGUACUGUCGACUUGUGUUCCGAUGAUGAAGAAAAUGUAACAACUGAAGCCACAGAUAAAUUGCACAAUGAAACAACAAAUUGCAAUGAAAAUGUAAUAACUUUAGAUGAUGAAGACACAAAUACAGUAGAAAAUACUACCAGCGAGAAUGCUACUAAUAACAUUUGUACUGAAGAUAUAGAGAAUGGAAUCGUAGAAGAUAGUGAACCAUCCGAAUCUGGUGGAUCUCAGCAAUUAGGAAUUCGUAAACUACUAGAAAGGUUUGUCGAAACUGUAAACAGGCAAAUACAAGAUGAAAAAUACGAGUCUAUUAGAAAUAGUUUCCCUCGUUUGUGGAUUAACUACAAAAAGUGCCAAGACGAGCUGGACGUGUCUGUUCACUUCAAGAACUUGCUGUCAACAAACAUCGAGAAGGCGGAAUCCUCUCCUGCUGCGGCUGUAAUCAGCUUCCACGAAGUGUUUCAAGAAUUAAAGGACAUGACCACCUCCGAGUGUAUCGAGGUCGAAGAUACUCGUACCUUGAUGAACCUAAAGAAAUUGGAGAAAUGCAUCAAGAAGCUGAUUCAACGGAUAAAACAGUUAGAUGAGCAGGAAGUUGAUUUUAACGAAGAAGAAGAUUCGACUUUUUUAAAAGCAGAGAAGUUCAAAACCAGGUUAAAUCAAGUAUACAAGACGUACUGCAAACUUCUAAAGAGGAACCCCUACAAAGGUAGAAUAAUUCACGCCAGAAUAGAUUUCGUCCAUUCAGAAUUCAACGAAAUCAAUCGUGCCAUCUGUAAGAAAUACAAAACCAACAAGACCUUCCCCUGCUAUUACGAAAUGGAGAAGCUGAUAACCGAUACCGAUAAAGAAUUUAAUUUAGGCCUGAGCGAAUCUAAAAUUAAAAGCGAAAGUAAACAUUGCUUUCAAAAGCUGGGCGAAUUAAUGCAACUUAGACGUCGCAAGGACCUCUACGAUUCCCACUGUAGUCUUCUCAGCCAUAACGAAGAUCCCGCCAAAGCCGACCCGCAAUUGGAGAAUAUUCUUAAAAAAAACUACGAGGAGGGCCAGUCUAAAAUAGCAAAAGUAGUGCAAGAGUAUGCGGAAAAACAAGAUGUCGCCGGCGAAGAACCCCAAUUAAAUGAAAGCGGCAAUGACUCCGAUAAAAGCGAUGAAGAUUCUGUAGGAGAAGAAGAGGAACAAGAAGAGGAGGAUGAUGAGGGUGGAUGCCAAGAAAAUGGGAUCGAUGAUGAAGAUGUUAAUGAGAUGGAUUGUGAAGAAGAUACUAAAGAAAAUGGAGAAGCUCAUCAGCAAGAAGAUGAUAACAAUAAUUGAUGUAUUAUUAAUCAUUAUUUGUCUUGAUUCGAUCAUCACAUCUUUUUAUUCAUACUUAAUUUUUGUGUAAUAUGCAAAAAAUGGGACAGUCUCUACACAUUUGUGCCUUUAAGUUUGGAAUCAAGACAUUUUUACCUUUACC
This is a messenger RNA of Phyllotreta striolata, 1776 nucleotides long. The record is from the annotation of a GenBank genome assembly. Lineage: Eukaryota; Metazoa; Arthropoda; Insecta; Coleoptera; Chrysomelidae.